UACCUCUUGCUUUCACUGUGUUGCCUUACGACCCAAACAUUCCUGACUAAAUAGCACAAGCUUAAAAAAAGCAAGAGCGAAUUCCACGACAUUUGCCCCUCGAUAGUCACGCGGCGCAUUGCCCGGAUUUUCUAGGAGCCACCAGAGCAUUGCUGUAGUUGCGCAUUCUACUCAAGCCCCCGCUUCGGUGGGUGGCUCAUAGAGCUUAGGAAGAUGCCCAAGCAGACUGUUAAGCUGGUCUCCGCUGAGGGCUACGAGUUUAUCGUGGAUUAUAAGGCAGCAUGCGUUUCCAACACGAUCAGGAACAUGCUCAGCUCACAAGGUAGCUUUACGGAGACGGAGUUGGGAGAGGUUAAGUUCCCUGAGAUCUCGACGCCCAUCCUGGAGAAGGUCUGCCAGUACUUCUACUACAAGCUCCGAUACCAGAACUCCACCACCAAGAACAUCCCCGAGUUCAAGGUGGCCCCCGAGAUAGCGCUGGAGCUGCUCAUGGCGGCCAACUUCCUGGACACGUGAGAGGGAGGGGGAGGCAGGCAGGAGGGAGGCAGGCAGCCAGGAGGGAGCAGCAGCAGCAGCAGCCUGUGGGAGGGGGGAGGCGCGCGGAGGGAAAGGGGGACACGGCAGGAGGGGGCAGCUGGGGGAUGGGGAGAGCUUGGCGGGACAACUUGCGGUGCGGAAGACACGCAGCGGCGGCAACAGUGGCGGCGGCAGCAGCAGCAGUGGCGGUGGAAUGGCUGCCAAAGGGGGGAGGGGGAUCACCACAGCCGCCAGCCAAGGGGUUCAUGGCUGCCGGGCGCUGUGCUGCACGCCUGCCUGCACCCAGUGGCACGAUGCGGCGCUUGUGGAUGGAUAUGGCCCGGGAUGUGGGGUGUGGGGUGUGGGGUGUGGGGUGUUGGGUGUUGCCGAGGACCGCCCUCGGGAGACGCGUGUGUGGAGACACUUCGGCACAGCUGUCGGGUCGCGACUGGCUGGCUGUAUCGGUUGUUUUUGAUAUCCCGCUGAGGGGGGACACCCCCAUGUUACAGCUGUUCAGAAGGGGGUUGCUGCGGUGCUGUGUGCCGUCUGAUGGUGUCGUGGCGGUGGCGUCUGAUGUGCAUGUGCAUGGGGACCGCUGGGCACCGUACAGAGGUUGAGUGAGGGAGAGUGGGGAGGUGAUAGGGUUUAAGGGACUAGGUUUGUUGAAGAGACAUGUCGACCGAAUGUUGUAGGCACACGCACGCGCUGGCCUACACAGGUAGCGUCAACGUUUCGAGGUCGGCUUGAUGCAGCGCGCUGGAAGCAAGAAACAUGCAUCCUUAUAAGCACUCGGCCCAUGCUGGUGGUCAUAGUGGGGGGGUUAGCCAACACGCCUGCGUUGGGCAAAGGACCCGAUUGGUUGGCAGGAGAGAGAGGGCGGGAGGGAUAGAUGAUUGGGUCUGCAACACAC
Messenger RNA from Astrephomene gubernaculifera, 1426 nucleotides. The record is from the annotation of a GenBank genome assembly. Lineage: Eukaryota; Viridiplantae; Chlorophyta; Chlorophyceae; Chlamydomonadales; Astrephomenaceae.